This is a messenger RNA of Amblyraja radiata (thorny skate), 1233 nucleotides long. RefSeq names its product organic solute transporter subunit alpha. The record is from RefSeq and is a predicted model, not a curated record. NCBI's taxonomy places the organism in Eukaryota, Metazoa, Chordata, Chondrichthyes, Rajiformes, Rajidae. Bases 117 to 1181 code for a protein of 354 amino acids. The transcript is spliced from 9 exons.
UUCAGUGCUCACUAACUCUGACCUCGCGUCGGAAAGCUCCCUGCACAAAUCCAUUUACCCCGGACACUCACAGCGCUGGUCUUAACCGCGCCAGGGAUCCCGAGACUGCCAAGAAGAUGGAUGUAGCUCACCCCGAGGAAGUGACCAGGUUUUCUCCAGAUAUCUUGGAGUUGAUGGAAAAGUUCAACGUUUCUGAGGCGUGCUUCCUGCCCCCUCCGAUAUCCAUCCAACUCAUACUGCAGCUGACGUGGUUGGACAUUGGUGUCUUCGCCGCAUUGACCGCGAUGACUGUGCUCACCAUCGCCAUUUACCUGGAGAUCACCUGCUACCUGAUGGACAAGGUGAAGUGUCCCAUCAAGAGAAAGACUUUGAUGUGGAACAGUGCAGCUCCAACCGUCAUCGCCAUCACUUCCUGCCUUGGUCUCUGGGUCCCACGAGCCAUCAUGUUCGUGGACAUGGCGGCUGCCAUGUACUUUGGUGUUGGCUUCUACCUGAUGCUGCUGAUCAUCGUACAGGGGUACGGUGGAGAGGAGGACAUGCUCCAACACCUGGCCACACACACCAUCCGUAUCAGCACCGGGCCCUGCUGCUGCUGCUGCCCCUGUCUACCCCAAAUACACCUCACACGGCAGAAGUACAAGAUCUUUGUGCUGGGAGCUUUCCAAGUGGCUUUCCUCCGGCCUGCCCUCUUCUUGCUGGGCGUGGUCUUGUGGACAAACGGCCUCUAUGACCCAGAUGAUUGGUCCUCCACCAGCAUCUUCCUCUGGCUGAACCUGUUCCUGGGUGUUUCCACCAUCCUGGGGCUGUGGCCGGUCAACGUCCUCUACCGACACUCCAAGGUGCUCAUGGCCGACCAGAAGCUGACCUGCAAGUUUGCUCUGUUCCAGGCUAUCCUGAUCCUGUCCUCGCUACAGAAUUCCAUCAUUGGAACACUGGCGGGAGCGGGGCACAUUGGCUGUGCUCCUCCCUAUUCUGCAAGGACCAGAGGACAGCAAAUGAACAACCAGCUGUUGAUUAUCGAGAUGUUCUUCGUUGGUAUCCUGACGCGGAUUUCCUACAGGAAGAGGGAUGACCGACCGGGACACCGACAUGCCGGUGAGGUCCAGCAGAUCGACAGAGAAUGUGAACAACCAGCCAUCGCCGACCAACAGGCUGAUCACUCCAGCGUCUCCCACAUAUAAACACAGAUCAACAACAUAACUACUUGGAUUAAAAUGUGAGAUUUUGCAUGGA